Ramularia collo-cygni is the source of this 702-nucleotide messenger RNA. Its product is annotated as related to TAD2-subunit of tRNA-specific adenosine-34 deaminase. Gene Ontology annotation, biological process: purine nucleoside catabolic process. The coding region runs from base 1 to 702 and encodes 233 amino acids. The transcript is spliced from 2 exons. Gene Ontology annotation, molecular function: guanosine deaminase activity. NCBI's taxonomy places the organism in Eukaryota, Fungi, Ascomycota, Dothideomycetes, Mycosphaerellales, Mycosphaerellaceae. The record is from RefSeq and is a predicted model, not a curated record.
AUGCGACCAAUUCUGACGAUCCUACCACUCAUUGGCCUCGCCGUCAGCCAUCUACACACCAAAGAACAAUCAGCUUCACAAUAUCCCCUCUCGGAACCGCAUCUCACCAUCAAUGGCAUUCCAUUCAAUACACGAGUCCACUGGAUGCGAAGAGCAAACCAAGCCCUCUCAGACCUCGUCUCGCCAUGUCCCUUUGGAGCUUUCGGAACCGUGGUCGUGAAUCACACUGAUACGACUGGUCUGGGUGAGUUGGUCUGUAUAGGAGCCAAUUCCAUAAGUUCGACUGGGAAUCCCACUCUGCAUGGUGAAAUCGCAGCCAUCAAUAACUGUACCUCAGUCCUCACAUCCCCAGAUGGACCCUAUAAACUCACUCCCAGUGAAGCUCAAGCCGCCUUCUCCAGUCUCUCCCUAUACACGAAUGCGGAAAGCUGUCCCAUGUGCGCUUCUGCGAUUCGAUGGGCUGGAUUCCGGGAGUAUAUCUACGGAACUUCUAUUGAUAGGUUGAUUGAGAAGGGCUGGGGGCAAAUUCGUGUGGGUUCCAUGGAGAUUUUCAAGCAGAGUUUUGAUCUGGGUAGUGCGGGGAGGUUGAUUGGGGAGGUGUUGACCAAUGAGACGGAUCCGUAUUUUUCGUGGCAGUAUGAUCCGGAGUAUCCUUGUCCGGCUGGGUGUGGGAGGGUUGAGGGGAGGUGUGUGGAGGUUUGA